Molecule: messenger RNA, 1077 nt
Organism: Fusarium venenatum
Lineage: Eukaryota; Fungi; Ascomycota; Sordariomycetes; Hypocreales; Nectriaceae
Source: RefSeq, a predicted model, not a curated record
AUGCACAGCCAGCCAAGAUCAGCGACGGAGACCGUCCCCAAUCGCUCAUGGGGUGCCACAAUCCUCUUCACGACUGUAUUCCUCGCAAUAUCGGGCGCCGCCAGCUGGUACCAGUUCGUGUUUUCGCCCUCUUCAACAUCUUACCAGGUUUUGGACGCCGUAAUCAAGAGUGCGGAGCUGCCUGAUGGUGUGCUGCUCAAGACAAGAUGGUUAAAUGUCAAACCCAUCGACCACGUACUUACUCUUCUGGUCGGGGCCUUCUACCCGGGCGCUGUUGGUUACGAUGUCGGCGCCAAGCUGCAGCAGUCCCAGUUUUUGCUGAGCUAUUCGACGUGCAUCGCGUUUCUCACUGUCGAAAGCUUAAGGGUCCGCAAUCGGUGGACUUUGCUUGGCUUCCAUACUAUCUGGGCGUUCCUUUACCAGAUAGUGACUGGCAUGGUCACUCUCCCACCGGUCUUCAUACUUCGACCGAAAUCUCGAAGUCCCGAGCUCCAUUGCCCGGGCGCUGGCCCCUUCAAUGAUAUUCAUCUACAUCAUCCCGACGAUACUUAUGUAUCCCCCUUGCCCCAAUCCAAAGUACAACCAGAUCGCCGUGGCCUUCUGGCAACCUACACCAAUCUCCAUAGAUCUAGGCGUCUAUGUGCUAGACCUAACACUAGCACAAAGCACAUAACCAAUCUUUACAAAGUCACGUUCGUCGUGAGCGCCAUGGCACACCUCACCACCAUUUACAUCCUUUUUACCACUACUGGCAACCUACAGCUGACCUUUGACCACGUCUUGGUGCCCAAGCUUGACCUUGAAACAAUACAAGACUUCUCUACGGGCAUGCACCGCAUUUUCCAGUGGGACUACUGGCUUAUCUUUGUCUCCGCGAUCAUCUGGUCGUGGCUGGGCGUCUAUGACAUAUCAAAGAUGCAGAAAGCAGAUAGUGUCUUGACAAAGUGCCUUGGGAUUGUAGCAGCUGCUAUUAUAGUUGACCCCGGCGCCACUCUGGCUUACUUUGGCAUUUGGAGAGAGAAUGAACUUUCUGCUAUUAUUAGAAAGCAAUCGGUUUUGAAAGAUAAGAAGAAAUAA